This is a messenger RNA of Panthera uncia (snow leopard), 3887 nucleotides long. RefSeq names its product transporter 2, ATP binding cassette subfamily B member (gene TAP2). NCBI's taxonomy places the organism in Eukaryota, Metazoa, Chordata, Mammalia, Carnivora, Felidae. Gene Ontology annotation, molecular function: ATP binding; ATP hydrolysis activity; ABC-type oligopeptide transporter activity. Gene Ontology annotation, cellular component: endoplasmic reticulum membrane; TAP complex. Gene Ontology annotation, biological process: transmembrane transport; antigen processing and presentation of endogenous peptide antigen via MHC class I; peptide transport. Bases 1504 to 3612 code for a protein of 702 amino acids. The record is from RefSeq and is a predicted model, not a curated record. The transcript has 12 exons.
CCUUUUUUAUAGGGACGCGACCUGAAGACUCCUGUGUGGUCCAUUGUUAAUGGUCUGGGUGUCUGGGAGUAGGGUACUAGAGCAACUGUUUUUGACUUUGUGAAGGCAGAUGAAAAAGCUUCCACCUCACGUGUCUAUGGUGAUUGUGAACAUGGUACCAUUUACCUCAAAUAACACUUUGGAGAUACUGGAUAUUGAAUGCAAAGAUGGACACUAGGGGUUCCAUUUCAUGAUGGGUCAUAAGAUGACAGGACCAUGACUGAAGAGGAAAAGGACUCUCUGAAGAGGAGAAUAUGAAGACAAAGUAAGCAGGUUAGAAAUAUGAAACAGACAUGAGGAGAUUUUUUGAGUCACGCUGGAGGUGCGUGUCAUGGGGUAUGUCACCUCUUAAGGAGUUAGUCAAAGGACAAACCUGAAAGUAGGAAGUAGCUGAACAGGGAGCUUUUGCUCAACAGGGAGAGAGCCUUCAAAUCCCAGAAUGGCAAGGUUGGAGUGAUUUCAGUAACCCCCUACUUCAAAUCCCCCACCCCUCUUUAAACCAGAAGUGCCUCAUUGGUAAACACCCCAGUAACAAAGGGGUAGUUUGGAAUGCAAGUGAUCCUUACUUGGGGGAUAUUUUGAGUUUGGCAGGUUGUUUCAAUCUGAAGAGUUAGUUCUGGAAUAAACAAACCUGCAUGUUCCAUAGAUGGGCCCUGGGUCAGGCGGGAUUUAGAAUACUGUUUACGGCUUAAUCACUGUUAAAAUACACCAGGAAAAAAGUCCAUUUUCCUCAUAUGCCAAAGGUGCUGCCAACGUAAUUUGAAAUGCAAAUGUAGAGGCAUCUGAACAAGUGCUCUGCUCAAGGUACCAUGUUGAGGGGGCAGAUGAAAAUGAAGAAUCAGGGCCUUUUGGCUCAAAAUCUGGUUAAGUGGAAACCCACGUAGGCCCUGGUGAAAGUGUCUGGAACCUUCUAUCUAGGAGAGGUCCUGAGCGUUUUUCGCUCAGGAUCUGGCCCUGUUUUGAUCCCAGACCCUAAAACUGGGGCUUGGUUGGAGGAAGAGGCAGAUCUCAAAAUAGGACCAGAGCUUCAGGUAGUAAGAGCUUGAGGCGAGAAAAUCUAGUGGUUCUCCAAUGGCAAAACAUCUCAGCUCUUGAAAUAGCUUUAUUUUACUUAAUGACAAUUUAAAACACUUGCAACAGUGUUCUGUUCCAGAGUAACUGUUGCUAAGGGCAGGAAGCUCACUGCCAGGCUUGGCGAAUGCUCGCUCGGCUCCACACGGGGGCUCCGCGGUCGGCAGGUGUCGCGCGUCCCCUGCUGGCGGCCCUGCCCGGAACCGGGGGUAGGUCUGGGGAAGAGAAAGCGAAAGCGGCGGGCGCCGGGACUCCCCAGCUCGAGGAGCGUCGCGGGCAGACAGAAGGGGGAAACGAAGGUGAGCCUGGGCGAGCGAGUUUCAGAGCUCGGGGCUCAGCACGUAGCAGAAAGCCCUCCGGAACUGCAGUCCCGAAGCCGCCGCUGAUAGCACCAUGCGCUUCUGUGGCCUGAGACCCUGGGCCUUCCUGCUGCUGGCCGACUUGGCUCUACUCUGGCUGCUUCAGGGGACUUUGGGGGCUCUGUUUCCCCGAGGGCUUCCAGGCCUGUGGCUGGAGGGGACCCUGCGACUCGGAGGGCUCUGGUGGCUGCUACAGGUGGGAGGACUGCUAGGAUUGGUGAGAACACUGCUGCCCCCUCUCUGCCUGGUGAUCCCGCUGUUUCUCUCCCUGAGGGCCCUGGUCCCAGGGGCCUUGAGUGCUCCCCCAGUCAGAGUGGCUUCGGCCCCUUGGAGCUGGCUGCUGUUGGAGUACGGGGCUGUGGGGCUAAGCUGGGCAAUGUGGGCCCUGCUGAGCUCUCCAGGAGCCCAGGAGAAGCAGGGCCAGGAGAACAACACAGACUUGAUGUGGAAGCUGCUGAAGCUCUCCAGGCCAGACCUGCCUUUCCUCCUUUUGGCCUUCAUCUUCCUUGGUGGUGCCGUAUGGGGGGAGACAUGGAUCCCUUACUAUACUGGUCAUGUCAUUGACAUCCUUGGAGGGGAUUUCAAGCCUGACGCCUUUGCCAGCGCCAUCUUUUCCAUGUGCGUCAUAUCCGUUGUGAGCUCACUGUGCGCAGGCUCCCGAGGAGGCAUCUUCACCUUCACCCAGUCCAGUAUCAACGUGCGGGUCAGGGAGCAGCUUUUCUCCUCCCUUCUGCGCCAGGACCUCAGUUUCUUCCAGGAGACUAAGACAGGGGAACUGAAUUCAAGGUUGAGCUCGGAUACCAAAAUGUUGAGCCAGUGGCUUGCUUUUAAUGCCAAUGUGCUCUUGCGAAGCCUGGUCAAAACGGUGGGGCUGUAUUGCUUCAUGAUCAGCCUGUCCCCUCGACUCACCCUCCUCUCUUUGCUCGAGAUGCCUCUGGUAAUAGCUGGUGAAAAGAUGUACAAUGUCCGCCAUCAGGCAGUGCUCCGGGAGAUCCAGAACGCAGUGGCAAAAGCAGGGCAGGUGGUGCGGGAGGCAGUUGGAGGGCUGCAGACUGUGCGCAGUUUUGGGGCCGAGGAUCUGGAGAUCUGUCUCUAUAAGGAGGCCCUGGAGCGAUGCCGGCAGCUGUGGUGGCAACGAGACCUGGAACGUACCCUCUAUGGGCUCUUUCGGAGGAUGCUGAGUUUGGGAAUGCAGGCACUGAUGCUGUACCGUGGACUGCAGCAGAUUCUGGCUGGGGACCUCACCCAGGGUGCACUGCUCUCCUUUCUGCUCUACCAGGAGGUGGCGGCCAAGCAUGUGCAUGCCCUGGUAUACAUGUGUGGAGAUAUGGUCUGCAACAUAGGGGCUGCUGAGAAAGUUUUCCAAUACCUGGACCGAGAGCCAAAUAUGCCUCCUUUGGGGACGCUGGCGCCUUCCACUCUGCAGGGGCUUGUGGAAUUCCAAGAUGUCUCUUUUGCAUAUCCCAAUUGCCCUGACCAGCCUGUGCUCAAGGGGCUGACGUUCACCCUACAUCCUGGUCAGAUGACUGCACUGGUGGGACCCAAUGGGUCUGGGAAGAGCACCGUGGCUGCCCUGCUGCAGAAUCUGUAUCAGCCCACUAAAGGGCAGGUGCUGCUGGACGGGAGGCCCGUCUCCCAGUAUGAACACUGCUAUCUGCACCAGCAGGUGGCUUCGGUUGGGCAGGAGCCUGUGCUGUUCUCGGGUUCUGUGAGGGACAACAUUGCUUAUGGGCUGAAGAGCUGCGGUGAUGAGAAGGUGAUGGCUGCUGUCCGCGGUGCCGGUGCAGACAGGUUCAUACAGGAGAUGGAGCAUGGACUGGAUUCAGAUGUAGGGGAGAAAGGGAAUCAGUUGGCUGUGGGACAGAAACAAUGUCUGGCCAUCGCCCGGGCCCUUGUGCGGGACCCACAAGUCCUCAUCCUGGAUGAAGCCACCAGUGCCCUGGACGUCCAGUGUGAGCAGUCUCUGCAGGACUGGAGAUCCCGCGGGGACCGAACGGUGCUGGUGAUUGCGCACAGGCUGCAGACGGUGCAGAGUGCGGACCAGAUCCUGGUGCUCAGGCAGGGAGAGCUGCUGGAGCACACUCAGCUCGCCGAGGGGCAGGACCUCUAUUCCCGUCUGCUGCAGACACAACUGGAGGACUGAGGCCCCAGGACACCAAGCCCUCUCAUGGCCACCUCUGUGACCCAGAGCAGCUCGUGCUUUCAGUUUCCCUGGGCUCGUGUCUCUGGGUAGUCAUUCCUGGAGUCUGGGAGGCAUGCUGGAAGUUUGGACCACGUGUGCUCUUAUUGCGGCUGGCAGUGGGUGGGGGGGUGUUAUCUGUGACCAUUUCCCUGGUGCUGAGUCGUGUAUUGUGAUAUAAUACAUCUAUUUAAAAAUUGUUUUCUUAUUAAAAGAGACUCAUAAAUAUGGAGAACAAA